Messenger RNA from Pongo pygmaeus (Bornean orangutan), 7618 nucleotides. RefSeq names its product centrosomal protein 85L (gene CEP85L). The transcript has 13 exons. The record is from RefSeq and is a predicted model, not a curated record. Lineage: Eukaryota; Metazoa; Chordata; Mammalia; Primates; Hominidae. The coding region runs from base 537 to 2954 and encodes 805 amino acids. Gene Ontology annotation, cellular component: centrosome.
AGGGCGGGAGGAUGGAGACGGAGGGAUGCGGCGGGAGGGCGGGACAGCGGGACAGCCCAGUCGCCGCCAAGGAGGCGAAGCUGAGUCGGGGUAGCCCACCCUCCCCCCGCAGUCCCCGCCCCGCGCGGCGCCGCGCACGCCUGAAGUCAUUGCCCGAGGCCCCGCCCCCUCGCGGCCCCAGCCGCGGCUCUGGCUCCGCCGGCGGAGGGGGCGGAGAGAACCCGCAGCUGCAACUUCGCCUGGAGCCUUUGAGCCUGGGCUCAGCCGGGGAUCUAGCAGCCGUCACCGCCGUGUCGCCGCUUCCCCGGCGCGGGCCUCAGCCCAGCCGGCUUGGCCAUGGCAGCCGCCGCCACUGCGGCGAAUCUGGCCCCUGCGCUCCCCGCCCGUAGCUGAGCAGCCGUUAACCAGCCAUCCCGCCUUUCCUCCUGUCCGUGUCGCCGAGGCCCACGCUCCGCGCAAGUUUCCGCCGCCGAAGAAGCAGGAGGACGGACGUGAGGAGUCGGGCGUCCCCGGCCCACCCGGCCCUCUCGCCCGCGAUGUGGGGGCGCUUCCUGGCUCCGGUGGCCAGCGGCCGGGAUAGCCCCGGCGGAGCCCGCAGCUUCCCUGCCGGCCCAGAUUAUUCAUCAGCAUGGCUACCUGCUAAUGAAUCAUUGUGGCAGGCCACAACUGUUCCAUCUAACCAUCGAAAUAACCAUAUCAGGAGACACAGUAUAGCUUCUGACAGUGGAGACACUGGCAUUGGAACUUCGUGUUCUGAUAGCGUGGAAGAUCAUUCAACUUCAAGUGGCACAUUAUCUUUUAAGCCUAGUCAAUCAUUGAUUACUCUUCCUACUGCCCAUGUGAUGCCGUCUAAUUCCAGCGCUUCAAUUUCCAAACAUAGGGAAUCAUUGACACCAGAUGGCUCAAAAUGGAGUACAAGCCUCAUGCAAACAUUGGGAAAUCACAGUAGGGGGGAGCAGGACUCUUCACUAGACAUGAAGGACUUCCGGCCACUUCGGAAAUGGUCAUCUUUAUCCAAACUCACUGCCCCGGAUAACUGUGGCCAGGGUGGCACUGUAUGCAGAGAAGAGUCAAGGAAUGGUUUGGAGAAGAUAGGGAGGGCUAAGGCUUUAACAUCACAACUGAGGACAAUUGGGCCUAGCUGUUUACAUGAUAGUAUGGAGAUGCUUAAGUUAGAGGACAAGGAAAUAAAUAAAAAACGGUCAUCAACUCUGGACUGCAAGUAUAAAUUUGAGAGCUGUAGCAAGGAGGACUUUAGAGCCUCUUCCUCUACUCUUAGGAGACAAACUGUAGACAUGACAUAUAGUGCCUUACCUGAAAGCAAGCCCAUUAUGACAAGCUCAGAGGCUUUUGAACCUCCAAAAUAUUUAAUGCUUGGUCAACAGGCAGUAGGUGGAGUUCCCAUUCAGCCUUCCGUAAGGACUCAGAUGUGGCUUACAGAGCAGCUGCGGACAAAUCCUUUGGAAGGUAGAAAUACAGAGGAUUCUUACAGUUUAGCUCCUUGGCAACAGCAGCAAGUUGAAGACUUUCGACAAGGAAGUGAAACACCAAUGCAGGUUUUGACUGGAUCAUCUCGUCAAAGUUAUUCACCUGGCUAUCAGGAUUUCAGUAAGUGGGAAUCAAUGUUGAAAAUAAAAGAAGGACUUCUAAGGCAGAAAGAAAUUGUAAUUGAUCGGCAGAAGCAACAAAUUACCCACCUGCAUGAGAGGAUAAGAGAUAAUGAACUACGGGCUCAACAUGCCAUGUUACGACAUUAUGUAAAUUGUGAGGAUUCUUACGUGGCUAGUUUGCAGCCGCAGUAUGAGAACACUUCACUCCAGACACCAUUUUCAGAGGAAUCAGUUUCCCAUUCCCAACAAGGGGAAUUUGAGCAAAAGCUUGCAUCUACUGAGAAAGAAGUUUUACAGCUUAAUGAGUUUCUCAAACAAAGACUAAGCCUAUUUAGUGAAGAGAAGAAGAAACUAGAGGAAAAACUUAAAACUAGAGAUCGAUACAUCAGUAGUCUGAAAAAGAAAUGCCAGAAGGAAUCCGAACAAAACAAAGAAAAGCAGAGAAGAAUUGAGACCUUGGAAAAGUAUCUGGCUGAUCUUCCAACUCUAGAUGAUGUACAGAGUCAGAGUGUACAGCUGCAGAUUCUGGAAGAAAAAAAUAAGAAUUUACAAGAGGCUUUGAUAGAUACAGAAAAAAAACUUGAAGAGAUCAAAAAGCAGUGUCAAGAUAAAGAGACACAGUUAAUAUGCCAGAAAAAGAAAGAAAAGGAGUUAGUAACUACCGUUCAGAGUUUGCAACAAAAAGUAGAAAGAUGCCUUGAAGAUGGAAUCCGCCUUCCCAUGUUAGAUGCAAAACAGCUUCAGAAUGAAAAUGAUAAUCUCAGACAACAAAAUGAGACUGCUAGUAAGAUAAUAGACAGCCAACAAGAUGAGAUUGACAGAAUGAUUUUAGAAAUUCAGUCUAUGCAAGGAAAGCUUUCUAAAGAGAAACUGACCACUCAAAAGAUGAUGGAAGAGCUGGAAAAGAAAGAAAGAAACAUACAGAGAUUAACAAAAGCAUUGCUUGAAAACCAAAGACAAACAGAUGAGACAUGCUCUUUAUUGGAUCAGGGCCAGGAAGCUGACCAAUCUAGGCAGCAGACAGUUCUUUCCAAACGGCCGCUAUUUGAUUUGACUGUGAUUGAUCAGCUGUUCAAGGAAAUGUCCUGUUGUUUGUUUGACUUGAAAGCAUUGUGUAGUAUUCUUAAUCAGCGUGCUCAGGGCAAGGAGCCUAAUCUUUCAUUAUUACUGGGAAUAAGAUCAAUGAACUGUUCAGCUGAAGAGACUGAGAAUGACCACAGCACAGAAACACUCACUAAAAAGCUGUCAGAUGUGUGCCAGUUACGAAGAGACAUUGAUGAAUUAAGGACUACAAUAUCAGACCGCUAUGCUCAGGACAUGGGAGACAACUGCAUUACUCAGUGAUCAAGUGUUAGUCCCACAGCAAUAAUGACCCGUUGUUUAAAUGCUGCUGUGUUAUGGAGCCAUAAUGGAAGGUUGCAAGUGACAUGACUUGCACUUAGGGAUUUUUUUCCUGUGGAUUUGUUUUGUUGAAGGGGAGAAGGGAAGUGAAGAGAUUUUGAAGGGGCUUAUCUAAUCAGGCAAAAAGAAAAAAAAUCAAAUCACCUUUGGAAAAUAUGAUAAAAUCUACAAGAAAAAAAAAUGUCUAUAUUCUCAAACUACUGAUUGUAGGACCAAGCUGUGAAGAGUACCCUUCACAUGAAGGAGUAGGAUUCCUUUUAAUCCUAUAGCUUUGUGUGUUUGUGUGUGCAUGUAUGUGUGUUGUGUGUGUGUGCACGUGCUUUAUUCACAAAUUUAUAAGGGUUUCUAGGGUCAGAGCAGAGCUUCUCAGAAAGGCACACGCUGUUUAUUCUUAUAUUUCUUUCAUAUAGAAGCUUGUGUUGUACUUUGGGAUUUUCAGUGGCUGGCUGAACAAGAGUUCAAACAGCAGGCAAGUGUUGUAAUGGUAGUACAGCAGGCAAAACCAUUUAUAUUUUGAACACUUACUGCACUGAUAGGAUGUUUUGUGGUUGAGCUGAUUUUAGUACUGUAGAUAGGUCAGCUGUUUUUCCAGAGUGAUUGUGGAUUUCCCAAGAGGUGUGAAAUUUUGACGUGAUGCUCUUUUUCCUUAGCAUUGUAAUGUAUGUGUUACAAGAAAGGUUAACAUAACUUGAACUAAUUUUAACAUGUUCCUUACUAUUUACAAUUUUUUAUUCAUAUGUUUUAUAUAUAUGCAUAUAUAAAUGUAAACAAAGCCAUAUAUAAUUAAUAAAGGCAUUGGAUCAUUAUUAUAAAAGAAAGAUUAACAAAGUUACCCUGGAACAAUAGCUUACUUAUCCAAAUCUCAACAUUUACAUUUUAACAGUUUUGUAUGUUUCAAAGUUGAAACUACUGUAAGAGAAAGCCAAUACUAUUUAUAUCUGAAUCAACAUUAGCAUAAACAUUUUUUAAUUGAGAUUGUAUUUUAAUUCCUUUUAUUAGAUAAAGUACGUUAACAGAGUUUUUCACAGGAUGUGAACUUGGCGAGGUUAGUUCUUAAUCUGAAUUACAGGGUAUUACUAUGAAAUGCAGUUGAUUUUGCAGUAGACAUACAGUCAUUUAAACUUCCAAAUGAGUGUUGUCCAUGUUUCUGUUGGUAUUUUGGAAGGAUUAUACAUUUUAUUGCCCUCAGCAUUGAUUAUGUUCUUUUGAAUAUACUUAGUUUUGGCGAAAGCCUUGUCCUUUGUAAGUUGGUUUGAUCUUGUGAUGCAACCAAGUCUCAUUUAGGUCAAGACUAAAUAAGAGAUGGAGGGGUAGAGGGUGUGACUCAAGCAGGAUAAUAUUGAUUUGAAAAAGAGCAUAUCACAUGCCUGUUUUCUUGCCAGAUAAAGGGCAUAGCACAUGCCUGUUUUCUUAUAUACUAGAAUAAAGGCUCUCCUAGGAAAGAUUUUUCUUAAAUAUUUAACAGUGAAAAUGUGAGACAAGGUCUUCAAGGAGACUACCCAGGAAGAUACACAGUUUAAAAUGUUGGCUAUACAGCUCUCAAUAGAUUAUUUUAUAGUUAUAGUUGAAUAAUCAGCUAUAAUACACUGUAAAGAAAUCAGAUUUUCCUUCUGCUCGAUGUCUGAGUCCUUCCUGCUCUUCUUACUUCUGAGAAUCUGGGCACUAAGAAAUCAGUAAGUACAUUGUAGUGCUUCUGCAUCGCAGAGUCCUUAACCUAAGGAGAGUCUUAGUCACUGGUAAGAACUUGGCUUUCUAAUUAUAUUCACUUGGUUUUUUAACAUUAGUAGCUUGAAGAUAAUUAAGGUAUAGUAAAUUUCCACCAAAAAUGUGAUGCAAAGAAUUCUGCCUUGGUCCUUUAUGGUAAAGCAGAUAAUAACGUCUAAAAUAGAUCAGCCACAAGUGCAGCAAACAUUUUUUACAUUCUCUUUGAAUAGAAUCCCAACCAACCUCUCCCAUGAUUUUGGAAAUAAAGGCUUCCUAAAAUAAUAGAACAAAUUGGCAAACAAUCACUAAUUGGACCAGUAGAUUCUUACCUAAAUAUCUCUCUUAGAUUUUUAGUGUAUGUUUUGGGAUUUUAUGGUUUUUUUUUUUUUUUUUUUUAAGCAGACGUUACAGUUUGUUUUAAUCUACUAUACAUUUUUGUUUUUUUGGCUUAGUUGGGGAUAAAAUAAUUUAUUUGUAAGUUAGCUUUCUAAAACUUACAGAAAGUAAUUUAAUUCACAUAUCUUAAAAAUAAAAUUCUAAAGUUAAAAAAUUUCUGACUUAGUAGGAAGUUAACAAAACUACUGCUGAUGCAUUUCAGUUUCCAAAAUCUGUACCCCCCCCAUAAAAAAGGGAGGUAAGAUGUGCUAGUUUAAGUAGUUAGCUGAAUUAUAGAUUGAUCUUCUUAAAAUCUGGAGUUUGUAAAGGGGCCUACAUAAACAGUAGAUAGACUUGGAGGGAUUUUGUGGGGGAAUUGAAACUAAUAGUAUUCUAUUCUAUCUUGUUUGUCAGUAUUUACUUUUUGAUUUUUAUUUUUCAGAAAAUUUUCCUUUCCCAGGACACCCUCUUGUAUUAGAAUAUCCUCUUCUGUAUCACAUUGAAAACAGAUUUUACUGUUAGACCAAAUAAGAUGGGCAAAUAGCAACACUAGAGCAUCUCACCCAGUUUGAACUAGGAUGUUCAUGGAAGUUAUGACACCAAUAUAUUCCUGAAAUGAAAAUUAACCUAAAUUUUAAAGUGAAUCUACUUGAAAAUUUCCUUAGAUAAUGAAACCUCGUUUUAAUUGUGCUUUUUGUGAAUCCAACACUUGUUUGCUUAGAAAGUAUCUUAUCCAGUAUUAAUAUUUUGUUCUUUUGGGUUUUAAAGUUGAGCUUAUUCGGCCUCAAUCACAUUACAGCAAGGAUAAAGUAACAGUUGACUCAGUGAAAGACCCAAAUUGCCUGUACAGAUAAAAUUCACUGAAUCAAAGGCACAAUAGCUAUCUUUUCACUUGAACUCAGAAAAGUAAGAUGACUUAAUUUGAACUAUUAAUUUUCAGUGGCCUCUAAUUAAAUAAAAACAAAAAAUCACAAAUACUGGCUAGGUAAGAUAUUCCUGAGGUCAUUUUAAAAGAAGUGUGGCACCUAGGAUUCAAUAUUUAAUGCUAACAGUAUUAUAUUUUAGUGAAAUUUAUUUUGGUGGUGACAGUUUAUUAAACCUAAUUAGACUUCUUUCAAUAGCUUGUUGUAGAGACAAUCUCAAGGGCUGGAAAGUGUUGCUAAAAUGAAUAUCAUACAUUUCUGAUAUACUAAGGAGUUUAUAAAGUAAUUCUUUCAUAGUGCAAGAAUUACUAAUUUCUUAGAGGAUAUUUUUAAAGGAGCUACUUAAUUGGGAAAAUGUUCUUUAAAUAUCAGUAAUAGUUAAGUAACAUAGUAGCUAAGAACAUGGACUAUAUUUUUACAGCAUAGUUCAGCUUAGGUACCCCUUUAGUUUGGAUUAUUGGCAUUCUCUUACGUAGGAAUUAUAUCAUUGUAGAUAUGUAAUUAUGGUAAUAAGCAAUUUUCAUAACCAUGCUCACUCAGACUAUAUCAUUUGAAACUGCCAGUGGCUGUAAUUCUCCAAGCCAAAGUUAAUUCAUUUUGUUUCCAUUUUUGACAAUUCACUGUUCACAAAACAACAGAAACAAUUUCCUAUUUGGUAUAAAGAGCAAAAUUUCCAACUUUGCCCUAAAAUGCCAUGGGUGGCAUAUUGCCAUAUAUUAUAUCAUACAUUUAAUCAUGUAUGGGAAAGAUUUUUAAUUUUUUUUCUUAUUUAAAAAAGUGCUAAAUAUAAGAAUAUAGUUUUAAAUCAACAAGUCUAAUAACACUAUUGCAGCUGUACACAGAACCUUUUGUGCCUUUUUGCCUGCAGUAAGCAUUUAUUUCUAUUUUACAUGAGUUCUAAGAAUGUUGAUGAUUAUUGCACCUUGUUCUUCUGUAUAUAAACUUGAUUAAGGAUUUUUUUUUUUUUUUUAAAAGCAAGGAGCCGUUUUUUAUUACUAGGUGGAUACCUUAGUAAACAUGAGAGGAAUUAUCAGAUAGAUGUCUUUGGAGCCCAGCCUUCCCUAUGUAGUGUGCUGGAAACUCCUUUAGAUUGUAUUCAUUGAUGUGUAUGUAUAUGUACAUAUAUGUAUAAAUAGUUAAAUACAUAAACAUAAAACUUCGCAUUGUUGUGAUGACAAGUAGUAAGGUGCUAGGUGGUUACAUUAAAAAGCACAGCACAGUGUAUAAUCAGUCACUAUGACUGGUGGUUUUGUAAACUGGGUUCAGUUUUUGAACCACCCAGAAUACCUCAUGUGUAAAUACAGUGUUCAUGACUUAAUUGAAAUACAGUUAUUGUUAAAAAAAAAAAAAAAGAAUGUGAAGCCACUGGUUGGCUUAUGCCUUGUGAUCUAUCAUUCUUGCCUCUUUUUUUGUAAAGGGUUUUUUUUUGUUGUUGUUGUUCUGUUUUUUUAAUAGGGUUUACAGCUAGAAUUUUGAAUGCCAAAGUUCUAUUUAUUAAAUUAGGAAAAAAGUUUUCAAUGUUAAUGGCUAGUAUUUUUCCACUGGACUAUUGUUUGUUGAUGUUGGAAUUUGUAUUUACAGAGAAAUAAAUUUUUUAUAAAAAGA